AGCCCGCACGCGUUGCACAGCGUCCGCUGCGUCGACGGGUCCCGCCGCCAGAGCGGUGUCGCCGUCGCCGCGCAGUGCGAGCACACCUUCUUCUCGUCCCCCGCGCCGCCCGCGCUCGACCGCCGCCGCGGUGUCACCAGCGGGGCCGACGUGGGAUCGGGGAGCGUGGGCGGGAGGAAGUAGCCGGACGGGGAGGACGAGGACGCGGAGGAUGUCGAGGACGAGUACGGCGACGGCGGGGAGUACGGCGAGUAGGCACCGCCGUGCGCACUAUGCAGCGCAGGGCCAUUCCACUGGUGCGGGGAGAGAUGCGCGUCGUGCCACAGGGACGAGGAGGUGACCCGCUCGUAGCCUGCUCCUCCCCAGGACUCGUUGUGUGCAUUACUUCCGUACGCCAAAUCCGCGAUAUCAUGGCUCCGAGAACUCGUCGGAGGCGCGUCAUACAUGGGAAUCAGCCCGCUCAGAUCGAUGCUCGGCGGCUGCUGCGUGGGCGGGAACACAUCGGCGACGAGCGUGGAGAGCGGUGGCAACGGGCUGUGGAUGUACGAGUUGGAGUGGUUCGACGACGAGGAUGGGGUGGCGGAUGCUGGGCGACUGUACACGCCGUGGUUCGUGUACGCGCCGUAAUGUGACGGCGAGGGCUCUGCCGGGCGAUGGCCUGGACAGACACCGACGUUAGAUUGAGCAGGAGAUAAUGGAUACCCAGCCCGCGCACCUUGUCCCCAAUAUGAUCGUGGCAUGGACCCGCUGUUGGAUCGAGGAGGGUGGGCCGAGAGCAGACCGUGAGGUUCUGCAUCGCCAGGAAGAGAGCUGAACAAUAGACUUGGGAGGGUCAUUGGGACGUAAGUCGACGCGUCUGUGCGUUCGGGGGGUACAC
This is a messenger RNA of Mycena citricolor, 877 nucleotides long. NCBI's taxonomy places the organism in Eukaryota, Fungi, Basidiomycota, Agaricomycetes, Agaricales, Mycenaceae. The record is from the annotation of a GenBank genome assembly.